Messenger RNA from Paramuricea clavata, 1938 nucleotides. The record is from the annotation of a GenBank genome assembly. Lineage: Eukaryota; Metazoa; Cnidaria; Anthozoa; Malacalcyonacea; Plexauridae.
GGAUAUGCCACAAUUACUGAACCUCUGCAAGCCCUUACCCACAAGAACCAUGCCUGGGAGUGGAUGGACAAGCAGGAACAUGCCCUGGCCCAGCUCCGGCAUGUGUUGGCCAAUGCACCUGUCACAGCGUACUUCAACCCUGAGAAAACAACUGAAAUCUCUGUUGAUGCAAGCCCGGUUGGGCUGGGCGCCAUCUUAGCGCAAAUCGAUCCCACAACCAAAGUCAAGCGUAUCAUUGCGUAUGCCAGCCGGUCUCUGACCACCACCGAGCAACGCUACAGCCAGACUGAGCGCGAAGCCCUCGCUGUAGUAUGGGCAUGUGAACACUUUCAUCUCUACAUUUACGGCAAGCCAGUCAAUGUCUACACAGACCACAAGCCCCUCGUUGCUAUCUAUGGCAACACGAACUCGAAACCACCUGCUCGUAUCGAAAAAUGGGCACUCAGACUUCAACCAUACCAGACCACCGUGCAUUACCGAAAAGGAGAAGAAAAUCCUGCAGACUAUAUGUCUAGGCACCCUUCCAGCCACACCGAACCCUGCAGCAGACAGGAAAAAGUUGCUGAAGAGUACAUAAAUUACAUUGCCACAACUUCAACACCAACUGCACUCACCCUCAGCAUGAUUGCAGAGGCCACAGGACGUGACCCAACCCUCCGUGCCGUCAUAGACGCCGUUCAAUCAGGCAAGUGGCAUGAACUAGCCAAGCAUCCAAAGGUCGACACUGACACAUACGAACGCCUCAAAGAUGAGUUAACCGUUGGAACAACAACCCAAGUAGUCAUUCGCGGAACGAAAUUAGUGAUUCCAAACAAGCUACAACGUCGCGUCGUAGACUUGGCUCACGAAGGUCACCAAGGCAUUACCAAAACCAAAUCCCUACUACGAGAGAAGGUGUGGUUCCCCGGAAUCAACAAAAUGGUCGAAGAACGAGUAAAAUCCUGUCUCGCAUGCCAAGUUGCAACCCCGGAGGCAGCACGUGAGCCGUUACAAAUGUCUACUUUGCCCGAUCAAGCGUGGGACGAGAUAAGCGUUGACUUUGCUGAACUCUCAACAGGGGACUACCUCUUGGUGGUAUCUGACGACUACUCACGCUAUCCAAUUGUUGAAGUUAUUCGUUCAGUGGCAGCCCAAGCUGUAAUUCCUAAACUCCAACACAUCUUUUCACAAUUUGGCAUUCCAGGAAUUCUGAAAUCCGAUAACGGUCCGCCGUUCAACUCCGAAGCCUUUGCAACUUUCGCCGCUAACCUGGGAUUUACCCACAGAAAGAUCACUCCCUAUUGGCCAAGAGCCAAUGGCGAAGUAGAGCGGUUCAUGAGGACGGUAAAGAAGAUCGUGAAGAUUGCACUUACACAGCAGAAACCAUGGCGGGAAGAACUAACCAACUUCCUUCGGAACUUCAGAGCUACACCACACAGCUCAACUGGAAAGGCCCCAGCAACAGCCUUCUUCAAUCGCCAACUCCGAACGAAGCUACCCGAUGUACGCACCAAUGCACGGGACCCGGCCGAGAUCCAAGAGACGGACCAGAAAGCCAAAAGAAAGAUGAAGAAAUAUGCUGACUCGAAAGCAUACGUCAAGCCAUCGAGAGUACGACCUGGCGAUACCGUGGUCCUAAAGCGUGAUCCCUCACAUCGAAAGUCCGAAACCCCGUAUGAACCAAAGCCAUACAAAGUAAUCAGCUGCAAAGGCUCGAUGGUAACCGCCACGCGAGGAGAAAAGACAGUGACCAGAAACUCGUCGUUCUUCAAGCUCGUCAGACAACAAAAUGAACCAACGGAAGGCGACUCAACCGAUGGAGAACAUGAUAACCUCGAAGAUACGGACGGUGAACCGGACAACAUUGCACAGGCUGAAGAACAGCAACAAGAACCUCACCGUUAUCCUCAACGCGUUCGAGCGCCACCAAGACAUCUAGCAGACUAUGCAUAUCGCUGA